This is a messenger RNA of Aureobasidium pullulans EXF-150, 780 nucleotides long. RefSeq lists its product as uncharacterized. The transcript has 2 exons. The record is from RefSeq and is a predicted model, not a curated record. Lineage: Eukaryota; Fungi; Ascomycota; Dothideomycetes; Dothideales; Saccotheciaceae. The coding region runs from base 23 to 598 and encodes 191 amino acids.
CACGAACACAACUCAAAUCACAAUGCACAUCUCAGGAGCAAUAAACUUAUUCGCAGCACUGCUGUGUGCUACCUCUGCCCUCGCUGCAGCCACCGCAGACUCAAUCCGCACCACCGACGUCUUCGCCUGGCCCUCAACAGCAUCGUCACCGCUCCCCUUCGCCAAAGUCUCGUACUCCUGGCCCGCUCUUAAUGCCACAGUAGACUCGUACACUGCACCGGCAGUCAAGUCAGAAGAGACCGUGAGAGUAGGCGUGCACCGCGCUGGCGACUGGGUCGGUGUGGCAACUUCGGGAUCCAACUUCGAUGCGACAAAGAAGCCUACCCUGCGCUUGCUCGUCGAUUCAAAUGGAGACGUGUGGCAUGUUGGCUUCAGCGCUGCUGCUACCGGAGGAAAGUCUACAGAUGGCUCGCUCGCGGUUGAGGUUGUGCCGCUGCGUCAGGGACCACAAGUCGCUUUCGACAAGCCGAUUGUCGUGAACCAACAAGGCGAGCCCGAGACAAAGGAACCUGAGAAGUCCUUCUUGCAAAAGUACUGGUGGGCAAUCGGUCUCUUCCUACUCGUACAAGUCGUGAUGGGUGGAGGUGAUGGAAAAUAGACAACAGCUCGCGUCUGAAGAUGUACAUAUACCAUUCAUGCCAAAUCAUCGCGGAAACAACACUCGAUCAGUCAAUUACCUACACACACAUGUUACCUAGAUGCACCAGGGCCGAGCUACUCCCUAUUCUUGAAACUCACGCUGAUGUAUGGCUGUUCGAAUGCACCAAAGGUUUGACGAUU